AGAGUUGUCAACAACAGGGGUCUCAAGACAAGACAGCCCCAGACUGAAUAAAGAACUGCACGGGAGGAUAUACUGAAAACCUCUAAACUGAAAAGCUACGGCUACGGCUCUGACAAUAUACGACGUUUUUGUUUUGAGUUCGGAUAUUUUGAUCUUCCAAGAUGAAGUUUGUAAGGUAUAUAAUGAGGAAUGCUGCUAUGCUAAAUGCACCAAAGCAUAUUGACUACUACGCGAAAUUUUCUCCAUCGCCUUUGUCAAUGAAGCAGUUUCUGGAUUUCGGAUCCACAAAUGCGUGCGAGAAAACAUCUUUCGCUUUCAUCAAACAAGAGCUCCCGGUCAGACUGAGCAACAGUCUGAAAGAGAUCAAUCUUUUACCAGACCAACUGAUAAUGACUCAAUCCGUUCAGCUAGUUCACAGCUGGUUUGUCCAAAGCCUGAUGGACAUCCUAGAAUUCCAAGACAAGAGUCCCAAUGACCCUAAAGUUCUUGCUGAAUUUGUGGACACUCUGGUGACCAUCAGGAACAGGCACAAUGAUGUGGUACCCACCAUGGCCCAGGGUGUCAUCGAGUAUAGAGAUGCGUUUGAGGCAGAUCCUGUAACAUGUCAGAAUAUUCAGUACUUUCUGGACCGCUUUUACAUGAACCGCAUCUCCAUUCGCAUGCUCAUCAACCAGCACACUCUGAUCUUUGAUGGCUCCACAAAUCCAGGACAUCCCAGCAGCAUCGGGUGCAUUGACUCCUGCUGUGACGUCACAAAUGUAAUCAGAGAUGCAUAUGAGUGUGCUAAAAUGCUCUGUGAGCAGUAUUACCUCGGAUCCCCUGAGCUGGAGCUUAGAGAGAUAAACGCAAAGAACAAGUCACAGCCAAUCGAGAUAUCCUAUGUUCCUUCUCACCUCUACCACAUGGUUUUUGAGCUCUUCAAGAACGCAAUGCGGGCGACUCUUGAGAAUCAUGAAACAAGCAGCACGUUGCCACCAAUUAAAGUCAUGAUUGCUCUAGGUGGAGAGGACCUGUCAAUCAAGAUCUGUGACAGGGGCGGUGGCGUUCCUUUCAGGAAGAUUGAUAGACUUUUUAGCUACAUGUAUUCAACAGCACCCAGACCUACUAUUGGUGACCAUCAGCGGACCCCAAUGGCUGGCUUUGGUUACGGCCUUCCCAUCUCCCGCCUGUACGCACGCUACUUCCAAGGUGAUCUCCAGCUUUAUCCAAUGGAGGGCUAUGGUACAGAUGCUGUAAUUCAGCUGAAGGCCCUGUCUACAGAUUCAGUAGAGAAGCUUCCAGUGUUCAAUCAAACCGCCUUGCGCCAUUACAAAUUCAACCAGGAAGCUGAUGACUGGUGCGUCCCGAGCAAAGAGCCGCUGAACUUAGCGGCGUACAAGGCUGCAAAGUGAAACACCAGAGCUGGUUGCCUUAAGGUUAUGACAAAGGCCUUUAAGAGAUUGCCAAGAUAGGCUGCCAUUGUGAAUGCUCGCAUUCGGGGACCAGUGACAGCAUCUCCCAAUGCUCUUUGAGUACUGUUGUCUGGGAACACUUAACUGCAUGUGGCCAGAAUUUAAGAUGCCAAACAGUAGAUUUCCUUAGUACAAAACAAGUUAUUACUGUGGUACUGCUGAAGUUCAGCAAAAGCUCAGGGAUGAAGAGUCCCGCGCGAGUGUUAAGGCCUGGAGGUGCGAGAGGUGAUUAGAUGCACGUGAACCUGAUUGAAGCAGAGUGUUAAGUCUAAAAACAGGUGGAGAGAAGUGUAUGUAUUGCAAAGAAAUAAAUACUGAAGGCAGAAGAAAUGUAGCUGGGAUGAGAAAUGAGACGCAAGGCAUAUUAGAGGUCAGAAAAAAUGUAUGAAACUUGAGAAGUGUCAAAAUAAGGAAGAUGUGGCCAAAGAUGUAUUUUUCCUCUCUAAAAGAGGCUGGACAGUUUGAAAUCAUACUUGAUGUGUGAUCAAUACUUACUAUUUAAGAAAAUAAAUAGUAAAUAGAACAAAAUAAUUUAUGUAAGCAUUUAUUAAUGGCACUGUACGGUUGUGUUUCAUUGCAUAAUGAAUGUGUGUACUCAAUGUUGUGUUCACAGUAUUUAUCACUGUUAAAAGGACCUUUGUUGUUUGAGUUUUUCAUAUGACUGAAAUAAAUCUGAUAUUUUCUCAUCAA
This is a messenger RNA of Onychostoma macrolepis, 2141 nucleotides long. RefSeq names its product pyruvate dehydrogenase kinase 2b (gene pdk2b). The record is from RefSeq and is a predicted model, not a curated record. NCBI's taxonomy places the organism in Eukaryota, Metazoa, Chordata, Actinopteri, Cypriniformes, Cyprinidae. Gene Ontology annotation, biological process: regulation of glucose metabolic process; protein phosphorylation. The transcript is spliced from 11 exons. Gene Ontology annotation, cellular component: mitochondrion. The coding region runs from base 162 to 1391 and encodes 409 amino acids. Gene Ontology annotation, molecular function: pyruvate dehydrogenase (acetyl-transferring) kinase activity.